AUGAUGGUUUUGCCGAUGGUACAAAGGGAUCCGACGCCUAGUGUACCAGUAACCGACGAGAACUUUCUAUGUAUCGGCAUUGCUCAGAGACAAGCAGUCCAGAACCGUGAAGUACCAGCGCCAAGGCAUAAAUUGGUGCGUGCAGCGCCAGCACCGACUCCACCACUGAUGCAACUUGUGCCAGUACAUGUGGAAUUAAAAUGUAAUGAAACUUGGAUACCUGGUAAACUAAUGCUGAAUGAGUCGUUAAACUUGGAACUAAAAUGUAACAAGGUGCUGUUACCGAUUUCUACAGCGCUACGUACAAUAGCAAUAAAUGUUCAGUUGAAGUGUAAUCAAGUAAUAAUACACGAUGCUGUAGUAAAAAAUGAAGACCCGAUAUGUGUCAAAUUAAAAUGUAAUAAACAAAGAGUACCCAUUACACAGACUCGGUCUGAAGCACCCGUACGUAUCGAAGUUACACUUAAUAAAGUUCCUGUACACGAUGCAUUAGUAUGUUAUGAGAAAUCGUUAUUCGUUGAACUGAUAUGUAAAAAAGUAACAGGUCCAAUGUUAUACAAGGGAGAAGAAAGGAUGAUCUGUGUUGAACUAAUGUGUGAUAAAGUAAUGGUGUGUAACGCCAAAGCUCACCAUAACACACCUCUACAUAUUGAACUAAAGCGGGCUGAUAUACCUUUGCUUGGCGGACUGAAACAAACUAAAACACAACCACAAUCUGAUGACGCAGUGAAAGAUAGUGACAAACCAUCAGAAAACAAACUUGUCGCUAUCGACUUGUCUUUACGUGGUAAACAAAGUGUGUUUGAAAUUGACCCCUCAGACAGUAAACUGAUACAGAAUGUCCAUAAACAUACACAAACAGGUACUGAAAAUUUACCACAUUUAUCAAAAAUCAUUACAUCACCGCAAAUAGCAGCAGUCAAUGUAUUGAGUAAUGACGCUAGAAAUCCAGGUGUAAUUUCAUCUGCGCCAUUAUUUGAAUCAUUAACAUGUAAUACGACUGUAAUUAAAUCAACUAAAUUUAACAUAUCUGACAAUGGUUAUCAAGAAAAAGACGAAUUUAUAAAUCAAGGUCAAACUAAGAAAAGAAAUCAAAUUGUUGAGAACUACGAAUCGUCUUCAAAAAAACUUGUGAAUCCUUCAGUUUCUUCUUUAGAAAAAGAUAAUUUAGUCAAAUCUAACACUGAUAUCGAGUUGCCAGAUUAUUCCGGGGAUGAAGACGACGCACCAUCUAAUAAUAUGAUGCGGCAACCUUCAACAUUAACUUUUGAGAUUGCCGAAAAACAAAAAUUGAAACUCCAACAAGCUUUGGACCCGACAGAAACGGAUAAAAACUUACUGCCUUGCAAAGAAACUUUUCAGACCUCUUCUGUAAGUUCUAAAACACAGACUGCUACAGCAAUAGUUUCUGACUUAAGACUAUCACAUAAUAUUAUAACAUCACCUAGAAUAUCAAAGCAAUGUGCUAUGACCCCGAGACACGCAAAGCCGAAAAUACUGGGUGGGCAUGUCCCAAUCAAGGAUUUACAAAAAGUUAACCCAACUUUAAAAUCUGAUAUAGUUCCUUGCGAUCCACGUCUUCAAAAACGGAAUUCUCAAUCGUUCUAUUCAAAAAAUAGAAUCAAUAAUGAAGAUAUCUCUGAGAAAAGAUUACUCUACAGAUCAGCAUGCGCAAGAGACAAUCCACAGAAUGAAUACCGUGAAUACUCCUCCACCAGAAAAUCCGCCUCGGACUCAUUUAAUUCGCAGAAAAAACUUACGCCCUUAAUAUUUCACGGAUUUGAAGAAGAUAGCUCUUACAGAAGGAAUCCCAGAAAGACUAAUACAUCUCCUGGAACGAGGCGAUUACCUUACAUCGAAAUAUGGGGAGAAUAUCCCGCAACAAAGACUAAACAAAAACUUUCACAAGAAUUGAAUUUUACUAAAGAGAAACCAGAUUUGGAAUCAUCUCAAAAGUUAAACCGCACUAUAGACUUAGACAUGCCUACAAUUGAGGAUUCUCCUCCUCCACCCAGGGAAUUACUAGGAUAUACUUCUCACGUAGAACCUGGACAAGUGUUAUGUCCAAGCGUCCAAGCGAAAGACAGUCCAUUUUUGACAGAACCUUUGAAAACAACUCCAAAUUCUAUUUCCGAUAUGCGCCCAAUAGUACAAGAAAACUCUUCACAACAAUAUGUUUUACCCGUCGAUAAAGAUUUUGACUCUACCGAACUGAAAAUAAAUGCCCUACAACGCAAUUCAGACGGAAUAAGAAAAAGUUUAAAAUACAAAAUACCAUCAUCACGUCCAGGCAAAAACAGUUUAAUAAACUGUCCUAAGAUAGAACAUAAUCGGGAAACUUGCGAGUCAGAAAGUUUGGAUAUAUUGCAGAAAGAUCCUUUUACGGAUACAGAUUUUUAUUUAGAUCCUGUUAGGUUGAUACCUCGAGCGUUACCUGAUGACCUUAAAGCUGAAUAUACAUUGAUCAAACAAAAAGGGGCAUAUAUCUGCCGCAAAAUAUAUUCGUCCACUAAACAAAACGUUGAGCAGUCAAAACUUCAAGAAAUACCUGUGAUACCAGAAACAAAUCUGCUUGAACCAUUGUUACCUUUAAAAAGAUACACAAAAGAUGCCGCUAAAAAUUUAGAUCAACCUUGUGUACAAUUUAAAAACAUAGUACAAAGACGUAAUUCUCAAUAUCUUUAUGAGCCGGACCCUAAAGAAUUAUCAGAAUCGCCUCUUAAAGACAGGCUUAAAGAAAAGUGGCUUAAAAACUUUAUCUCGAAAUCGAGCCGCCGUCGGCGACACAAGUCAGUUCCAGACACUUCGAACCCUGUUACGUCAGAACUACUAUCACCCAUUUCUGCUUCUAGAGAUACUUUAGACGAUUAUAACGUAGCACCGGUGCGUCAGCCGCUGAAAAUACAUGAAAAGUCAAACUCUCAGAUUAGAAUAUAUCCCUGGAGUGGCGGUAAAAUUAAAAAAAAUAUUUUAGAAAAUAAAAUUUCGCUAACAACCGAAAAUAAUAAUGAAGUAAGUGUGACUUCGUUAAGUCAACAGCUAACGAAGGAAGCACCUAAAACUGUUAAAAACAACAAUAAGGAAAUGUCUCUCACUUCAGAAAAUCCACAACCUCUUCAAAUUUGUCAAAAACGUCAUUCUAAAGUCCGUAAAACUUGCAAACUUAAUUCUCAAAUAAAAGACGUGUCUGCUAUUACUUCGGGUUCCGUUGUACAACAAGAUAAUUUUGCUUCAACCGCCCAAGAAGAUUGCUUUAAACCAGAAUCAGCAACUUCCACACCUGAAAAAGAAUUGGUCGAAAUGAAAAUUAGAAAAAUUAAUACCGCUACUACUGAUAUAAAAAAAGGGAGGCGUCUUCUGAGACAGAAUUCUCAAGGCCAAAUAGAAAAAAAUAGCUGUACAAAGGCUGAAUCAAUUAGUCCAAUUUUUACACAUUCUCAAACUUUACUUAAUACACGGGAAGAACAUCAGAUUAUGGAUUUAGUACCGGAAGAACAUCAACCUAAUGAUAUACAUGACAUAUCUGAUCUAAAUCCCCCUCUUUUUGCAUAUUCUGUACCAUCGUGUUCUUCUCCUGCGUCUCAUAUAAAAGAAAAUACAGAGGAUCUUUCACCCACAAAGACUGUUGAACACUCAGCAAAUAGAGCAUGCCGUAGUUCUCAAGUGCGUGCUACCAGAAAGGAAUUAGAAAGUGUGAUAUCGGACACUCCUGAUCACCUUCUCAAACUUGAGCCCUUAGAUGUAACUACUAAAGUAUCAAAUAAAAAAUAUUUUACAUCUGGGGAUCGAACCUUGAGUGAAAUUAAUGAAAAACGAGAAUCUUCGAAAUCUCAUGAUGAACAUUUUGUAUCGAAAAAUAAUAACGGGUCACUAACACCUAAAUCUGAUUAUAUUGAAGAAAAUUGUGAAAAAUACACAAAUUCUGAAUUAGUAAAAGAUCUCCCGUCCCUUGUCAACAAAGAUUUUCUGAUCUGUCUGUCAUCGAAAAAAAGACGGUCACCUGCUCUUACUCCAUCUUCAAAUAAUAGCCAAGAAACGUCGUUGCAUAUUUCGCAAACGAAUAAAAUAAAUAAAAAUGUCGAUUUAUUAGCGGAGCUUAAUAGUGAAUCCUCUAAGCAAAACUCUCACGUUGUUAUUUUAGAAGAAAUCAUUAUUAAAAGACCAAAAAGUGAGUCAUCCAAUGAGGAUAAUUGCGUGAAUGACAAUUGUAUCCCUACUUUUAGCGUAAUGCCUAACCUAUUGCAAAAAAUUCCUGACGACAUACCCACAGAUUUUACUCAAAAACCGGUUAUCAAAUCAAACUCUAACAGACCAGAAGAUGCUACGACUGUUAAAAAUGAACAAGGUGCGACCGCAAUUGAAAAUUUCAUGGAUAACGUUAAAAGUGCUGACAUGCAAACGUCAAAUGAAAGUGUGCAAGUGGAACCUACAAAAGAAUAUGCGGACCAUCUUAUGAACAUACCGCUACCAGAAAUGGCGCCGCCGGUCUGUGACGUACCACUCCAUGCUAUUCCCCUACCUAGUGAUGACGCGAAAUGCAGCGAAGCUGUAAACCGUGAACAUGUAUCACCAAUAUGUAAAAUGUCACCGGUGUUUGACGUCGACGACAAAAAAGGCGCAUGUCAACAAAAGAACACAGAGACUUUGCACAACUUCAUCUAUAAGGUGGAUGCGCUUAUCGUCGCAGCAUCGAUACUCCCCAGCAACACAACGUUCCUACGUAUAGACAAAAGUCACAUACCGUUGGUAAUGUUAAAAGAGUUCCUCGUUCUGAGCGACGCGUAUAUCUCCUGCCUUCAAACUAGUUACUAUACACUUGCACCACACGAUAACGUUGUGGAAGUUUUGAUGGAUUAUGACGAUGACGACGACGACAAUGAUAAGGCUAGCAUUGAUUUGAAUUUCACCAAAAGUGACAUUGAUAUUCCUGUCAGUAGCAAUAAUAAUCUUGUUGGAGACAAAAAUUCUGCUGUAAAUGACAACAAUAGUAUCGCAAGGGGCAAUGAUGCUCGAGCUACGGAGAAACACCUGAUAUCGAGUGGAGAUACACGAGAUAGAGGAGACACACCAGAUAAGGGAGAUAUACGAGAUAGAGGAGAUACACCAGAUAAAGGAGAUACGAGACAAAGAGGAGAUAUACCAGAUAAGGGAGAUACACCAGUUGACAAUGUGUCAGCUACAAUAUACAACACCCACAAGAUAUUAUCUGUGGUGGUAGCUCCGGAAUGCUUCAUUGAUCUGGGGGAGAGUGACGCUCUGAUGUGGGUGUUCGCGGCCAGCCCGGGCCGCACCUUCCCCUUGCGGCGUCGCGUGGACGAGGACAAACUGGUGGUAGACAGCUGCGUCGACAAAGUCGUGUUGCUGGAAUUGGCAGCACAAGUAAACGCGCAUUGUGCAGCAGACUCUAGGCGCCGAGUCGUCGUCGGCACCGUAACCGAAUGA
Messenger RNA from Arctia plantaginis, 5442 nucleotides. The record is from the annotation of a GenBank genome assembly. Lineage: Eukaryota; Metazoa; Arthropoda; Insecta; Lepidoptera; Erebidae.